AAAGAUGUCUGUAAUAACAGAUGAGAUAAGACCGAGUACUUCAGAAAAUGUACCACGGAGAUGAAAUCUGCCAAGAGAAAUCGAAGUGGCUGCUCACAGAAAUGGGUUUGCCGAAUGGGCUUAUGCCAUUGAAGGAAAUUGAGGAGUGCGGCUUCGUGAAGGAAACCGGCUUCGUAUGGCUGAAGCAGAAGAAGAAGUGCGAGCACAAGUUCGUCAAGAUCAGCCCGGUUCAGUACGCCGAACCGGAUCAAGAAUUAAUUAAGCUCACCGGCGUCAAGACAAAGGAGCUCCUCCUGUGGGUCACUCUCUCCAACAUCUCCGUCGACGAUCCGCCACCGGAAAGAUCACAUUCUAGUCUCAAGACUCCCACGGGUCAAAUCUGGAAGAAGGAAGCGAUUAACGAAAAGAAAAAAGCGUGGAAACCGUUUUCUACAGGUUUCAAUUUACACUUCGGUUUUAAAAAAAAUGUGAACAUAAAAAGAUAAAAACUGUCAUGAAAAUU
Molecule: messenger RNA, 502 nt
Organism: Erythranthe guttata (spotted monkey flower)
Lineage: Eukaryota; Viridiplantae; Streptophyta; Magnoliopsida; Lamiales; Phrymaceae
Source: RefSeq, a predicted model, not a curated record